Molecule: messenger RNA, 2690 nt
Organism: Canis lupus familiaris (dog)
Lineage: Eukaryota; Metazoa; Chordata; Mammalia; Carnivora; Canidae
Gene: SNX22
Product: sorting nexin 22
Exons: 7
Coding region: 86-700 (204 amino acids)
Molecular function (GO): phosphatidylinositol phosphate binding
Source: RefSeq, a predicted model, not a curated record
GCCCGCCGGGGUCUGCGGUCCCAGCUGGGAGAGGUCCUGCUGGGAGCCUCGCUCGGAGGGCUUGGGGGCUGGAGCCGGGGUGCGGAUGCUGGAGGUUCACAUCCCGUCGGUGGGACCCGAGGCCGAGGAUCCCAGGCCGAGCCCAGAGAAAGGCCACAUGGUGUUCCGGGUGGAGGUGCUGUGCCGCGGGCGCAGGCACACCGUGCAGAGGCGCUACAGCGAGUUCCACGCGCUGCACAAGCGGAUCAAGAAACUGUACAAGGUGCCCGACUUCCCCUCAAAACGCCUGCCUAACUGGAGGGCCAGAGGAUUGGAGCAGCGGCGCCAGGGCCUGGAGGCCUAUAUCCAGGGCGUCGUGUACCUGAACCAGGAUGUCCCCAAGGAGUUUCUAGAAUUCCUGAAUCUUCGGCACUUCCCCACAGACCCUAAGGCCAGCAGCUGGGGAGCCCUGGGGGAGUUCCUGCCAAACGACAGCAGCUCGCAGCUGCACCACCAGCCUGUCAUCAGCUUCCGCAUGGAUCCCUACAUUUGCAGUCCAUCCCCAGUACCCUACCCCUUCCUCCUGUUUUUUCUUCCCUGUCCUACAGAGCCUCUGCCCAACGUGGUGGUGAAUGGCGUGCUCCAGGGUCUCUAUGGCUUCACCAACAGGCCAGCUAAAGCUCAGCCAGAGGUUCCUUUUCAAACUGCUCCUUUGCCCUGAUGCCCUGACCAGCCAAGAGGCCUAUGGGUUGCCUGUCAGGACAGGCACGUGCUUCAUUCUAUGUGCCUCCCGGUCAGAAGAGGCUGCAUCCCCCUUGGCCCAGACCCAGGACUUAGGCACCCCAGGUGCCAGGGCACGGACAAUGGGGAAUAAGGAAUAAAGGGAGAAGUCAAUUUAGAGGUAGGCUGUGAAAGGUGGAGGCAGAUUUUUUCACCUUCACCAGAAGUGGGCGGGGGACACUCAAAGGUUGAGGCUCUGUGUUGGCAAGGGUUAGAAGCUAGAGCAGAGUUGGUAUCUGGGGAAAACGAGGACAGCUACCCACCCCUCCACCCCAGGAGUCCCAGAGGCUGGGACAAACUAGAGCAGGUGUUGCAGGCCCAAGAACCCAGCCCACACACUGGUUAUAAAAAACCCACCGUUUUUUUUUUUUUAAUUGGUCAGCAUUGGUAGGAGUUUGAGUUUGUUACAAAACCAGGCCGCUGGCCUAUGGAAUGUGAGGGGAGGGGUCCGCUCCGUCAGAUGCCAGCACCAGGGCCCCGCAGCACGGUGCCCUGUGGCGGGCCGUCCUCACCCAUGGGAAGGCGACAGGGACUCGCAGAUGGUGGCUCAAAGGGAAAGCGGUCCCUGGGGCUCUACUCCUUGGCGAUGGCGAAGGGCUUCUCCACCUCAAUCUUGCCACAGUCUGCGAUCGUCACAUCCUUCAGGGGCUUGUCCCGGCUGUCUGUUUUUGUGCUCUCCACCUUCCGUACUACCUCCUGGGAAGGGAGGCAGCGGGGUACAGCAAAGUGAGGCAGGAGGGCCACCCCUCAAGGGAGAAAGGCCCCGGAAUAUGGCUGGGAAGGCUGAGAACCCCAUGUGACCAACAGCAUGCAACUGUGAGGCAAGCAAAACCCUCAGGGAAUCCUAGCCAGGGAGAGCCCAGCUCUGAAGGGAGGAUGCAAAAGUUUUGAUCCUCUGAGCUAAGGCCCAGGGGAAGAGGGUGGCUGGGGACUGGGUACCAAGUAUCUUCUCAGGGACGUCAUGUUUGGCUGUGUCCUGCUCAACUUGGGGGGGGGAGCUGCCAGCAGAGCACCAAGUUGUGACAUGGAGGCUCCUGCACCUGCGCAGCCUCAACAGGCCUCGGGGCCGGAAGAAUCAAGAACUUGGGGGCAGAGAAAUUGGGUAGUUCUGAAUAUGUACCAGGUCUGUACAUAUGAACACUGGUGGGAAUCUGUGGGUUCCCUUCUGGGAAAGGGGUAAAAUAUGUGGCAUCCUUGCUGUGGGGUGAAAGUUGCCCAGGUUUAGCCCUUGCCCCCCAAACUCACCAUGCCUUCCAAAACUUUGCCGAACACCACGUGCUUGCCAUCUAGCCAGGCAGUCUUAACCGUCGUGAUAAAGAACUGGGAGCCGUUGGUGUCUUUGCCUGCAUUGGCCAUGCUCACCCAGCCAGGCCCAUAGUGUUUCAGCUUGAAGUUCUCAUCAGGGAAGCGUUCACCAUAGAUGCUCUUUCCUGGGAAGAAAGAGUAGGUCAGGGAGCUGGGUUGGCCCAAACCAAGCAGAUCUUUGGGGUGAGGAUUCCAGGGACUGAACCUGUCUUCGAUGCCAGGCUGCAGCAGCUUAUAAAGACAAAAGCUGUCCCCUUCCUACCCUCUGGUCUAGGAGCCAAACUGUGCUGACAGACCCAGCCUGGCCUUAUGCCCCGCUGAUUUAGUGAACAGCUCACCCGAUUACUUUGAGAAUACAGUUUAGUGGAUUUUAAAUAAGGCGUAGAUCAACAGUUACCCUUGGCUAUGGCCUGAGAGUUCUGCCACAGAAACUGAGAUACUUUGGUAUCUGCAGACGCAGAGACACAGAGGAGGUAGGAACUCUCCAGAAAAGGAGGACAGCUAUAGUUGACCAGUUUUUCUUCGUAACAGCACAGAAGACAGAUGAGUAGGGAGAGGCUGCCAUUUGGGUUCUGGAUAAUUAAGAGCCUUUUACCAAUGAACAUAAAAUAAAAGCUAGUUGUUGA